AUGAAAUCUUCUCCAAGGAUUAACAAGCACAUAAGUUUUUCAUCGCCUUCCCAUGCUGAUGACACCGAACAUCAUGGAUUAACCCCUACCAUUGGAGAUACUACUGAGCCAAUGAUCCAGGAUGAACAUUCUCCCACGCCAUGUCCUUCUCCUCAAGUUGAUACGUUCCAUCAAAUUGAAACGUUGACUCAGUCAAUAAAUAAAAGAUUGAAUAAAGUUGAAAAGAAUGUGAAUACAAUGAAGAGACUUAUGGCGUUGGAUGGUGAAUAUGAUGAUGAUAUGGUUGUUGAUGACACUCCACCAAACUCUCCAGGUCAUAACCCUCCUCCACCUCCUCCUUCAUCAACAAACCCUCCUCUACCAUCUCCUUCACCAUCACAUCCUCCUCCAAAAACUCCUUCUCCUACUCCUAAGUCUCCUCCCCAAUCUGAUGCUACCAAAAAGGGGGAGAAUUAUCAAGAGGGUCUUCAACCAAUGCAAAUGGUUAUUGUAUCUCAGCCUGAAAUGACUGAAAGGAGUGAAGCUAAAGUUGAUCCUCUGGAGCCAAUUGUUGUUGCUGAUACUCUUGAUAAUGAUGCCGCUUUUGAUCAACCUAUUCCAGACGCUUUUCCAGACGUUGAUGACCAAUAA
Molecule: messenger RNA, 630 nt
Organism: Lactuca sativa (garden lettuce)
Lineage: Eukaryota; Viridiplantae; Streptophyta; Magnoliopsida; Asterales; Asteraceae
Source: RefSeq, a predicted model, not a curated record